Solea senegalensis (Senegalese sole) is the source of this 1556-nucleotide messenger RNA. Its product is annotated as transcription factor Sox-11-A-like. Lineage: Eukaryota; Metazoa; Chordata; Actinopteri; Pleuronectiformes; Soleidae. The record is from RefSeq and is a predicted model, not a curated record. The transcript has 2 exons. Gene Ontology annotation, biological process: cell differentiation; anatomical structure morphogenesis; regulation of DNA-templated transcription. The coding region runs from base 215 to 1192 and encodes 325 amino acids. Gene Ontology annotation, molecular function: RNA polymerase II cis-regulatory region sequence-specific DNA binding; DNA-binding transcription factor activity, RNA polymerase II-specific.
GCUGGCAGACGACGGUGGGCGGAGCCCGCGAGAGGUCGGCUGAGCUGUGAUUGGCCGUGGGCGCUGCGGAGGCGGGAGGUUUGUGGAGAAGAAGGCCGCUGAUUGGCUGAGGGCGGGAGCGUCAGCGGUUCAUCAGACACCGGUGUGAAAGUUCGGUGGCGGCGGCAGAGAUGCAGAGUAAGUCCCGCCGCUUCUCACGCCUUUAACCCGGAACAUGGUUCAGCACACGGAGCUCAACAGAAGGACCAGCGGCCCCCACCACACCGGCGAGCUGAGGCCGGACUGGUGUAAGACCGCGUCCGGUCACAUAAAGAGACCCAUGAACGCCUUUAUGGUCUGGUCCAAGAUCGAGAGGAGGAAGCUCAUGGCGGAGGAUCCGGACACGCACAACGCCGAAAUCUCCAAACGGCUCGGGAAGCGCUGGAAGCUGCUGAACGAAGCCGAGAAAGUCCCGUUCAUCCGGGAGGCGGAGCGGCUGCGGCUGCAGCACAUGGCCGACUACCCGGACUACAAGUACCGGCCCAGGAAGAAGCCCAGGACCGAGGAGGGCGGGGCGUUGGUUGCGGAGAAGCCCGCCUCCUCGUCCCCGCACAAACCCGCAGUCGCGAACAAAACCUGCGCCAAGAAAUUCAACAAGUUAAAGUCCAGUCAAGUGAACAGCGACCUCCUGCGGCGGCGGCGGCGGCGGCGGCAGCAGCAGCCAGAGCCCCGGUACCGUGGCUUCAAAACCAGCGAGAUGGUGAAACAAGAGUUCAUGGACGAGGGGGAGGAGCCUGACCUCAAAGUCGAGGAGGGGGAGGAGUCUGAGCUCAAAGUUGAGGAGGGGGAGGAGCCGAGUCGGUACCACCUGAGUCCGAGCUCCUGCUCCACAGAACCGCAGGGAACCACCGGUCGUCUCUUCUACAGCCUCAAGAACAUCAGCCAGCGAGGCGGCGCCGCCUUCCCCCUGUCCCCUGCGUCUUCGUCCCGCUCAGACUCCGCCUCCUCCUGCUGCAGUGAGGAGCCGGACCACCUGGACACCUGGAGCCUGUCCCUGGUGGACAAAGACUUGGACUGGAGCUGUGGCGGCGGCGGCGAGCGAAGCCUCCGCUCACACUUUGAGUUCCCGGAUCAUUUCACGCCGGAGCUGAGCGAGAUGAUCGCAGCAGACUGGCUGAAGGCGGACCUCUCUGACCUGGUGUUCACCCUCUGACCCCGCAGAGCCUGGAUCAGCACCACAGCCACAGUGAAGGGACAGUUGAGGUUGGAUGAGGUUAUGACUGCGCUGUGAGUGCCACCUGCUGCUGAGGACCAGCCUGAGACACAGACACUCAACAUGUCCCAUAACAUGUGUGACUCCGCCCACUUCCUGGGUGCACGACACGCCCCCCCGUGCGUUUCCAGGCUGAUGUUUUAACGUCAAGUUUACGAACUUUGUGAAACUUUUCAGUUUGACGUUUUAUUGACGGCGCGUUUUUGUGUUUACGUUCAUUAUUUUUGUGCAAAAUCAACGACACGAGCGUCCCGAGGUUUUUCUGCUUCAUGAAGUUUGUUGUGAAUAAAUCAGCUGGAACUGA